AUGGGAUCCAACCACAUAGAAUUUACAAUAUGGACGAGUCUGGACUUAACACAAAAGCCACCUAAAGUGUUUGCAUCUAAAGGGAAAAAACAAGUUGGUGCCGUUACUAGUGCUGAACGUGGUAAACAUUUCACAGUUAUUGCCUGUGCUAAUGCUAUUGGAAAUUACGUUCCACCUGCACUAAUUAUCUCAAGGAAAAACUACAAGGCCGAAUACUUCGACGGAAUUCCACCAGGCAGUUUAGAUCUGUGCCACCCUUCUGGAUACAUGACCGGUGACUUAUUUUUUAAGUGGAUGCGCCAUUUUGUUGCUUUUGUGAAUGCUUCUUUAGCUAAUAAGGUAUUACUAAUUCUUGACGGUCAUUCCAGUCAUAAAAAUUUGGAUGCUCUUGAAUUUGCUAAGGCCAACGGCGUGGUAAUGCUCUGUUUUCCUCCCCAUUGCACUCACCGAAUGCAACCAACCGAUUUAUCAUUUUUCGGUCCACUUCAGGCGUAUUAUGACCGCGAGAUGUCAACAUGGAUUAAGAACCAAACUGGCAGAACUAUAGGCCUAUAUCAAGUUGCCCAGCUUUUUGGAAGAGCCUACGAAAUUGCAGCCUCUGUCAGAAAUAUAACGAGUGGUUUUGAGAAAUCUGGAAUUUAUCCCUUUAACCCACACAUUUUUCCAGAAGAGCUGUAUUUACCCAGCGCAGUUACCGAAAAUGAAUUGACUAACGAAGAUGAGCCAGUUGCAAGUAGUUCAUCUCUCUAUGCCUGA
Molecule: messenger RNA, 756 nt
Organism: Spodoptera frugiperda (fall armyworm)
Lineage: Eukaryota; Metazoa; Arthropoda; Insecta; Lepidoptera; Noctuidae
Exons: 1
Coding region: 1-756 (251 amino acids)
Cellular component (GO): nucleus
Molecular function (GO): DNA binding
Source: RefSeq, a predicted model, not a curated record